Acromyrmex echinatior (Panamanian leafcutter ant) is the source of this 2516-nucleotide messenger RNA. It is a transcript of the gene Kr-h1, whose product is annotated as kruppel homolog 1. Gene Ontology annotation, cellular component: nucleus. The record is from RefSeq and is a predicted model, not a curated record. Gene Ontology annotation, biological process: regulation of gene expression. NCBI's taxonomy places the organism in Eukaryota, Metazoa, Arthropoda, Insecta, Hymenoptera, Formicidae.
AACCUCAAUGGGACGCGUCAAGACUUAUGAAGGAGUAGCGAAUGCUGAUUACGCCUGUGCAUUCUCCCGUGACUGUCAUCCGUCGUGCUUUUCCCCCUUUGCCCCUUGCUAAGCGCGUUAUCGUGGCAAAUUGCACGCGCGAGUCAGGUUGCGCCGACCACGCCGACAACCUCCACGUGCUGCUGAGCAACACUCAGCCGCCCCAAAUUGUAGGUCGCCGCCGUCGGUUCGCGAAGAACGGAAGGCGGUGGCGAAGCGGGGAUAGGUGGUGCGGAUGAGACGAGUAGGCGAUAGUGCGACGACGGGCGAGGGGAGGAUUGAUGCGAAGAGGAGAGGUGGGAAACGGAUUGCGCGCUCGUGCGUAUGCGCCUUGGCUGUGAUCGGUGCGACCGAGGAGGUAAACAUUGUACAGUACGAUUGGCCGGCCCCGAGGCGGCGGGUCUUUUGCUUUUUCGUCUUGACCCGUCUCUUACGGGAAGAAGAGGAAAGGUGCGACUUCUUUUCUUUCUUUCCGAGUUUAUGCGAUCUCUCGUGUGAGUUCCUCCAGUUCUUCUUUGAGGAUCAUUGGAUCAAAAUCGGAAUUUUAUGAAUCACUCCUUCCGGAUAAUUGGAUCCAAAUCAGAAUUUCACGAAUCACUCGCCAUUAUCGUUGCCACAAAUCCUCCUCCGGAUAUCGCUGAAACGAAAGAUGAUAACCAGUGUUCAGAUUUUGGAUUACACUAAGAUGUAACGUGACAGGUUACACCCUAGGUUGCAGAUUCAAAGGAUAUUCUUUUUCGAGAGGGUUCCGUUAACGCAUAGUGCAAUAGUACACAUCUACUCACAUCGGCCGUCUUCCGUCCUCGAUGUUGGACUACUGUUAGAUGGAGUCCGUGCCGUCAAAUCCAGUAAUGUCAAUUUCGGCGCCGGGCAUAACUGCCAACUUAGAAACGAUGAGUUCGGUGAAAAAUUUGGUGUGCAGCCCGGAUCUCACAAUAUUCGCGACCACACCGGGGUGCAGCAGAGUUGAAGCUGCAGAUCUGGCCAGUCCAACGGUGGAAAUAGGAAAAUAUCAGUGUCUACUCUGUCAGAAGAGCUUUACGCAGAAGAAUGUAUAUCAGAGUCACUUGAGAUCGCACGGUAAGGAGAGCGAGGAUCCAUAUCGCUGUAACAUCUGCGGCAAGACGUUUGCGGUACCGGCGCGACUGACGCGUCAUUAUCGUACUCAUACUGGCGAAAAACCGUACCAAUGCGAGUAUUGUAACAAGUCGUUCUCGGUGAAGGAAAAUCUCAGCGUACAUCGGCGCAUUCACACGAAGGAACGGCCGUACAAGUGCGACGUGUGUGAACGCGCGUUUGAACAUAGUGGCAAGCUACAUCGUCACAUGCGCAUUCAUACUGGCGAACGGCCGCACAAAUGCACCGUAUGUGCUAAGACAUUCAUACAAAGCGGCCAGCUGGUGAUACACAUGCGCACGCACACUGGUGAGAAGCCAUACGUGUGCAAAUCGUGUAAAAAAGGUUUCACCUGUUCCAAGCAGUUGAAAGUGCAUACGCGCACCCACACUGGCGAGAAACCUUACACUUGUGACAUUUGCCGCAAGGCAUUUGGCUAUAACCACGUACUCAAGUUGCACCAGGUGUCGCACUAUGGCGAAAAGGUGUAUAAGUGCACGAUUUGCAAUGAGACUUUUGGUUCCAAGAAGACAAUGGAGCUGCAUAUCAAGAAGCAUCCGGAAUCACCGGCAUCCGUCACUUCUACUAUUACAGACAGCGACAUUUCCUCACCAAUAGCGAUCGCUUCGCCAAUCGAACCGGAUGUUGAAAUUUCUCAGAGCGGCGAUUUACCGGAUAUCGCUGUCGACGACAAGGAAAACCUGAAGACUGAAGAGGCCUAUUCGGAUUCGACAUCGAACGCUUACACUGUUCAACGUGACUUUGGAUACUACCUUUAUUCCGGCAACAGAGAGCAGCAGUAUUCACAACCAAUAAUAACAUCACCGUCAAAUACGGUAGAACCCGUGUUCGCUGAUAUCGACGAGAAGCGCUUUCAAGCAAGCGUGGUGAACCAUCCGAGAAUUUUUCUUGUGACAUCAAAUGAGAGCAACCUAUUUCGAAGUACAAGCGGAGAAAAUCCUUUCUUAAUUUUAGAGCGUUGUGAAAGUAUAAAAAUUUAUUAUUGUUUUUGUAUUUAUAAAAAAUUUAAUGUAAAUGAAUAAAAAAUUGUGAGUUUCCAAAUAUGUGAUCGUUUAAUAUCUUUCUUUGUUGGUGAUUUUUUGCAAUUUUACAUAGAAGAAAAUCUGGAAGUACUUUAUUGAUCUCCUUGGGAAAAUUGAUCUCUAUAUAUUAUUCUGACACUCUGGAAAGUUCUAAUUUUCUUUUAUAUUGCCAAUAAUAUUUAUUUUUAAAGAUAGGAAAUAUCAAAUGUGAUUUUAAUAACACUGAUAAUAAUAGAGAGCAGGUAUAUUUUAUCUUCCGAAAUAUCUUUUUCGUACUCGGUAAAAAAUUUUUUGUAUAUUGUAUAAUAUAAUCAUAUA